Ciona intestinalis (vase tunicate) is the source of this 1216-nucleotide messenger RNA. The record is from RefSeq and is a predicted model, not a curated record. Lineage: Eukaryota; Metazoa; Chordata; Ascidiacea; Phlebobranchia; Cionidae.
ACCAAGGGGAAACACGGUUGGGGAAUUCCCCAUUAAAGAAAUAGUUGCAAUCCAAUUAGCAAUCAGGGAUUCAUUUAAUUGUAAUAUGUUUCAAGUUGAAAAAUCAUAUACAUUAAAAUGUACUAAUAUGUUGCUCAUUAAUAAAAAUUGUGGUUCAUUGAUUGAACAAAUAUAUUCUGUUAAUCAUUACACUGAUGUGUGUAUAAACUUGGCAGGGGUAAUAUUGAACCAUGGUUCAAACUUUCAUUUCAAUCAGUAAGAAAAUGAAACGUGGCAGAAUAAAGCUACAAAGUUUAUAAUAUAAAGAGAGAGAUAUAGUUUAUUAAAAUAAUUUUAAUUUAUGUUUCCUGUGUUAUGCAAUUCACAAGUAAUAGGGGUUAUAACUAAAAUAAAUAAAGUCAUGUCACGUCAACCUUUAAUAGACAGAUCCAAUGAAAAAGUAGGUGUAAGCAACACUUCUGCAGCUCAAUCUGAUUCACAGAAAGCUUACUUCAACCAGAACUUUAACAAGUAUGGGACCAUCAAUGUGGAUGCUGCAGUGAUUGAUGAAACUAUCACACAGGUCGUUGAUGAGGAUCCAAAUAAUCAGCAAGAUGAACCUCAACCAACUGAGGUUCAGCUGCAACAGAAUGUAUUAGAACAGAAGGCUCAUUUGGAAAAGCUUAAAGAAAUUGUACAAAAGAAGAAAUUUGAUUCGGUGAUAAAACCAGAAUGGGAAGAAUUUAUAUACGAGAAAUGGAAAAAUUAUGGAGGUUAUGCAGAACUUGUGAUGUUUCUGUUUCAAUGUUUAAUGGCAAUCGUUUGGACAAUAUUCCCUGUUCGUGUGUCAUGGUACAAAAGAAGAAACAGCGCAGUUAUUGCUAGAAAUGUUUUGGCUACAGUUGUGACAGUAGUCCACACCGGUAUGAUGAUAAUACAUAACAAACGAAAGGAGCCAUCUAAACCUCAACAGAAACUUUUUGUAUCCAUAAUGCAGUGGUUGUGGCACUGGUUUAAACCAGGCUUCAAACUUCUCAAGAUCUUGUUGCUUUUUACUACGACAAAUCUACACGGGUGAUGUCCUGCAGCGUGGCAUGCCAUGGGACCUAGGAUUCAUGCCAGUAUCGGCACAUUACCCCCAACACCCAUAGUGCUACCACAUAGACCCCACAAUAAAGUAUUGCCAGUGGCUUUCCCGAAGGUGGGCGACGAGGGCUUCAGUAGUAAUAGAUGGGAG